Molecule: messenger RNA, 1926 nt
Organism: Pyricularia oryzae 70-15
Lineage: Eukaryota; Fungi; Ascomycota; Sordariomycetes; Magnaporthales; Pyriculariaceae
Product: drug resistance transporter
Exons: 6
Coding region: 1-1926 (641 amino acids)
Biological process (GO): transmembrane transport
Molecular function (GO): transmembrane transporter activity
Source: RefSeq, a predicted model, not a curated record
AUGGCUGCCAUGAUGCAAUCGCCCAACAGGCGUCGCUCCAUGGCUCGCCAGUACACGGCGCGAUCCUCGAGGCACCUCAAUGAGUCGAUGGAAGAUGUCAUUCGACUGGCUGAUGACUUUCAUCCCAAUCGCGACGUUGAGCAGGCCGUCGCGCACGUCAACGAGCCAGAGGUGGAAAAGAUGGGUCGACCACGCACUAUAAUUGUUGUCAUUCUACUGCUCACAUGUCUACUGUUCUCACUUCUUGAUACUACUAUUGUAUCAACAUCUCUGUUGGAGACCAGCAAGGAUCUGGGAAACGUCGAAGACAUUUCUUGGAUCAUGUUGGCCUAUCUCCUCACUUAUAUGGGAUUUUCUAUAAUCUUUGCCAAGCUCAGCGACAUCUUUGGACGCCUGGCCAUGCUCGAGAUCUCAUGGCUAAUCUUUGCACUCUUCUCGCUUGGCUGUGGUAUUUCUCAGACUAUGACUCAGUUGAUUGUAAUGAGGGCGUUUCAAGGAAUUGGCGGCGCCGGUCUGUACAGUCUUCCCUUCAUUUGCAUCCAUGAGGUCGUUCCAGCAAACAAGUGGCAUCUCAUGGGCGCCAGCAUUGCCUGUAUGCUCUCUGUGUCAUAUGUACUCGGACCCAUUCUUGGAGGAGUCAUUCCACAUCUCAGCAGCUGGAGAGUCUUGCAUCUCAUGAACGUUCCUAUUGCUGGCGCAGUGGCUGGGGGCCUCUUUGUAGUCUAUCCAAGGAAGCGUCACCAACCAAAGACAUCAGUCACCGACAAGUUGCGACAGAUGGACUUUGUUGGAGCUGUUCUGCUUCUUGCAGCGAGCAUGAUGAUUGUCUACUGUAUCCAAGAAGGGGGAUCUAUGAAGCUUCCUUGGUCGUCCCCCACCAUUGUAACAAUGCUUGUUAUAUCUUCACUCUGUUGGGUGGCUUUUUGGUGCUGGGAAGCAUCCGUGGGCCUGAGAGACGACAAGGUUGAGCCUAUUUUCCCACUCUCGCUCGCAGGUCACCGAGCAUACCUGGCAUGUCUGUUCGCCACGUUUUUGCUCGGCUUCGUUUUCAUGACCAGCGUUGUAGUUCUUCCCGAGCGUUCUCAGGUUGUCGAUGGCCGGGAUGUACUAAUGGCUGGUGUCGAUCUCCUACCUCUGCUUGCUGCAGUGGCCGUUGGAACAUUUGCAUCGGUUCCAUUCACCAGACCCAAAAACCGAACCACUCUAAGCCUCACCAUUGGUGCUAGUCUUAUGACCGCUGGCUGCAGUCUCAUGACGGCAGUUGAGAACAUGGAGGAAUCACAGGCGAUCAACGCUGUGUACGGCUUCAAGGUUAUCCUCGGUCUCGGUUUCGGCUUCUGUCUCUCAUCAACGACAGUAAUAGCCAAUGUCAUUGGAAGGGGCGCUGACAUGGCCGUCGCCAACGGUGCUAUUGCACAGGCCCGCGUCCUGGGUUCAGCGAUUGGGCUUGGCAUGUGGACCAUCAUAUUCAAUCGCCACGCACGAAGCAACAGCCUGCUCGUCGACCAGCGAAAUGGAGGCCUCCUCACUCCCCAGCAGGUAGAUAUGCUGCACCGCGCACCGUCAAACGCGUUGCUGCUUCAGGGACCGGCGCGAGAGGAGGUUCGCCAGAUCUAUACUGCCUCAUUUACUGAUAUCAUGCUCGUUCUGGCCAUCGUCUCGUCUGGCGCUUUUGCCAUGGCACUAUGCACCUAUCAAACCAACCCACCGCCCGUCAACCUCCCAUCGCUACCGACCACAUCGCCGAGGCCGCGGGCUCGUCUUCCUAAGCAGAUGACUACUGCUGUCACCAUUGAUGACUAUCGAGGCACGAGGGAGAGCCACGAUCGAGCCCGGGAAGGCAAUGGUUCGGAGUCUGAUGGACGGCUCGAUAGUAUCGAGCUGGGACGGAUGCCUACUUUGCCCCUUGCAAUUUUGCCCAAGUAA